Clupea harengus (Atlantic herring) is the source of this 2261-nucleotide messenger RNA. It is a transcript of the gene enkd1, whose product is annotated as enkurin domain containing 1. Lineage: Eukaryota; Metazoa; Chordata; Actinopteri; Clupeiformes; Clupeidae. The record is from RefSeq and is a predicted model, not a curated record. Gene Ontology annotation, cellular component: cytoplasmic microtubule.
UUGUGUUGCGUCAUCAUUGUGCGUACUAACCAGCAACAGUUUAAAUUUGUCGAAGUUAAUCGCACACAGUUACUGUGAAAGCUCUGCCAUGUGCGAGGGUCCUUCUUUGAUAUCGGGACCCAUCCCUCCGGACCCCACACUUUUCCCUGAGUACUACAAGCGACCGUCCUCAGCCCGUGGUCGCCUGGAAGGGAACUCGGUGCCCGGAGUCUCGCCACUGCUGUCUGGCCCACUGUUCCCAGACCCUGCACUGUACCCAGGCUCCUACAGCGCCCGAACCACACGGCCACCCCGCAUCAAUCCCAACGCCACACACAUCCUGGAACGGGGACAGAGAGGUGUUGUAGGGUCCCUCCUCAAACUAGAGGGCAUCUCCCUGACUCCCCAGCCUAAACACAAGUCUGCAGUGCGUGACUUCGGUAAGGAGAAUGUGCGACGGCUCAGAGAGAUCCAGAGGAAGUGUCGCGAGCAGGAGGCGCAGAAGGAAUGCUCACGUCCCCUCCCUGUCAAGGCUCUCUGGACCGCCCCCAAAUACCGGGACGUCCAACCCAGAGUCAUGACCCAGCUCCAGGAAAACAGUGUCCCCAUGAAGCCUGAGUGUCAGAACUUCCUGAGAGCUCAUUCUGCCAGUGGGUCAGCAGGUCGGCUACAGAAUCGACCUUCCUCUUCAUCCUCGGCUAUGCCAUCCUUUCCCUCAGCCCCCUCCCUCUCCAGCUCAGAGCUGCAGCUGCAGGUUAGGGGCCGCAUGGUGGACUUUGUGUGCCAUAAUGCGCGCACAGCGGGGAAGACGGCCCUCAGGCGCUCUCAGUCUCUCACGAACCUCGCGACCCCACCCAGCGCGGAGAAGGGCAGAGUGCCACAGUAUUUGGUAGAGAGGAAGGAGCAGUGGAAGAAGGAGGAGUAUGAGAGGAAGAAAAACACUCCUGAUCCCUCAAUCCCAGCUGGACACACACAGAUGCCAGAGAAGGACCGGCAGGAGACGCUCCUGUCACUUAAAGAGACUCACAGGGCACUGGUGAGUGAGCUGCUGUCUCUCCCAGUAAGGGCCGACGGCCUUGGCGUUCGCUCCAGACGCACGGAGCUGGACCGGCGCCUCUCUGAGCUUGAGGAAGCCAUCAAGAUCUUCUCCCGCGACAAGGUCUUCGUCAAAAUCGACUCGUAACCGCCGCUGGUCUCUGUGCUGUACAGAGCGCCAGAGUUCCACACAGACAGGUCCGGAUGAAGCAGCGAUUCCGCUGGGCAGAGGAAGAACUUGACGCUGAGAGGGUCUGACAGGGCUGGAUUUGCAGCACAGAGACUGAGCCUCGCACUGGGCUAGAGUUUGGCUUGGAGCAGAAAUAAUUCUCCCUCAGGGUAGUUUAGCGCAUGAUCAGAUUCUCUUUCAGUCCAGCCAACCAGCCCUGUCACUGUUUUUGUAGCAUAUCACUAAUCUUUAAUUCCAACUGAAAACAUCAUUGGAGCAUGGGAUCAACCAAAAACUUUUGAAUAAUAAUCAGAGACCAAAAGCCAAGAAGGAGUUCCGCCCAACUGCAGUUUCAUUGUAGUGCAUUCUGGUACAUAUGUGUCUGUGGCACUGUAGUCUGAGCCAGCACAGAAGACACUGAUAGAGGUCUGAUGAGGACUAAAUAAUCUUCGGUUAUUGAAUCGGUUCAAUCUGCUCCACUGUUAGAAUUUCUCCAGUAUGAAAAACACGUUUGGAUAAAUGCUUUAUUAUUGAUCACUUUUGUAUGUGUUACGGUUGUUCAGAUCAAGUCAUCUAUGACUUGUCGGGUGUUGAAGGACAAUCUUUAAUCUGAUGUAAUGAAUAACUGCUGAAGUAAUGACCACUGAGAUGUAAUAACUUUGUAAUUAUCCAUAUGUAGUGACCUUGUGAAUGUAGUGUUGGUAUCCACAAAACAAGCAGAUCCUAGUUUAUCAUAUUCUGUAAAACUGACUAUGCUAUCCUGUUUCAUUGCUGAACUGCUGUUCAUCAGCUAAUUAGAGGGACUGAUUAACUGCAUACAGUCACAUGCAGGCAGAUGUUAAUCAUACAUUUGUGAAGAGAUUAUUCUAGAACUCAUCACUGCAAUACCAUAGGAGCAUGGUUUCCUGCUACAAGAGCGUCCACUGUAGAUCUCAGCAAAGUAUAUAUAUCCCUGACACAAUGCUUCAAUACGUAUUUAUGGUUUGGUUUUUGUAUUAAAAGGCAGGAAACCACGAAUUAUUUGUUGCAGUGCGCUGAAUUUGAAAACGCUUAAUAAAUAUUGUAUGUUUGUAAGUAA